AUGACAGGUGUCCCGUUACCAGCAUUGUUUCAUGGGAAGGAAAACGAGAAUGCGCAGAACUUUCUACAGAGCACAGAAGCAUACUUUCUGGUCAACCAGAUCGUAGACGAGGCUAUCAAAGUCGCAUUAUUCGCUGCGCUGAUCUCAGCAGGAUCACAAGCAGACCAUUGGUGGACGAACCUUGAUGCACAACACAAGACCACAUGGACAGCCAUCAGAACAGCCUUUGAGACAAAAUGGCCAGCAAUAGCAGUAGCAGGAAAGACCCAACUGGAGUAUCAGAGAGAGUUAUUAGCAUUACGGUUGAGAGACGAAGAUGUAGGAGAAUGCAUCACCUUAGCCGAAAUCACCACCUGGUCCCAUAUCCACUUCCAUAAUCAGCUCACAAUUCCGAGAUGCACUCCUCGAGUCCUGCGAGACCUUACAACGCCUGCGCCACCAGACUGGAACAUGUUCUUGACGGAAAUAGCAAACGUCAAUGUAGACAUUCUGCAAGACAAGGCCAAACGAGCAAAGGAGAGAAAGGAGGUAGAAAGGCAGCAGAACGCACGUAUCGCUCGUCUAGAGAGCAACCGGAAUGACCCAGUAGAAGUCCUACAGCUGCAAAUGCAGCAAGCAACACUCGAAACGAACGGCCCUACAAGAGCAAUGGGAUUAGCAGCACCACAGACCAGAAUGACAACAGGAAACCCUACCUCACAGCAAGCACAGGUCGCUAGAAGACAAGUACGCUACACAGCGGCCAACCAAACUCAGACGGGACAAUGA
Messenger RNA from Suillus subalutaceus, 768 nucleotides. RefSeq lists its product as uncharacterized. The coding region runs from base 1 to 768 and encodes 255 amino acids. NCBI's taxonomy places the organism in Eukaryota, Fungi, Basidiomycota, Agaricomycetes, Boletales, Suillaceae. The record is from RefSeq and is a predicted model, not a curated record. The transcript is spliced from 2 exons.